Messenger RNA from Pichia kudriavzevii, 645 nucleotides. RefSeq lists its product as uncharacterized. Gene Ontology annotation, biological process: autophagy of mitochondrion. NCBI's taxonomy places the organism in Eukaryota, Fungi, Ascomycota, Pichiomycetes, Pichiales, Pichiaceae. Bases 1 to 645 code for a protein of 214 amino acids. Gene Ontology annotation, cellular component: mitochondrion. The record is from RefSeq and is a predicted model, not a curated record. The transcript has a single exon.
AUGGGUAAGUGUCUAACUAUUGUCAAGCUAAUUGGUAUCGGCUCUUUGGGUUUAUCCAGUGCAGCAUUUCUUGUCUCCAAUUACAAAUUGGUUCCAGAUGUCUUGAAGGUAUCAUCCUCUUCCGUGGAGACUCUAAAGAACAAAGCAUCAAAGCUUAUUACGGUUUUACGUUUGCAGUUUUGGUCUCUUGGCUCUCUGUCAACCUUUUUAUUCUACCAAGCUUUUUCUCACUCUCCUAGUUAUGGUAAACACCCAUACUUGAUUUACUCUGCAUUGGCUUUCCCAAUUGCAUUAGCUUAUAACUACUACUUCACAUUUAGUGACGAGCAGAAAUUGAUUGCCGAUGCAGAGGAGAAGAUCAUCUAUAAAACUGAGACCAAAUUAGUCAAGGAGGCUGUGCAGCAAGAGGAGGAGAACUCCCCAUUAGACAAUUCUGUUUAUAACGAUCUGGGUUCUAAAUCUCCAAAAUUUGAAGAAAAGGAAGUUUCGGUGCAGGUUCCACAUGUCUCCAAGGUUGAAUUAAGUGAAACCACAUAUAAGGACAUCUUGAAAUCUCUUUCAAACUCUUACAAUGUCACCAGUGCUAUUCUCGGUGCAGGGUUUCUUCUUGCCUCAGUUGGUUACUUUGGCGAUAAUUUGAAAUAA